Epinephelus moara (kelp grouper) is the source of this 3648-nucleotide messenger RNA. RefSeq names its product v-rel avian reticuloendotheliosis viral oncogene homolog (gene rel). The transcript has 11 exons. Gene Ontology annotation, molecular function: RNA polymerase II cis-regulatory region sequence-specific DNA binding; DNA-binding transcription factor activity, RNA polymerase II-specific. Gene Ontology annotation, cellular component: cytoplasm. NCBI's taxonomy places the organism in Eukaryota, Metazoa, Chordata, Actinopteri, Perciformes, Serranidae. Bases 1 to 2091 code for a protein of 696 amino acids. The record is from RefSeq and is a predicted model, not a curated record. Gene Ontology annotation, biological process: inflammatory response; response to cytokine; regulation of transcription by RNA polymerase II.
AUGCAGCCUCUCAUUGGUCAGUUCAGACUAAAGGGGUGGAGUCGAAGGGGAAUUCCCCCGUUGCUCUCUUCUAACAAAUAUUACUUUUCCUGUCCACUGUCACUCAUUCAGCUCGAGGUUCUCCAAGAGACAAUAACCUGUGAUACGACCGAGAGUGAGAGUGUGUGCACCAUGGAUGUUCUUAUGCCCUCCAUGCUAGGGGACGAUCCACACCUAAUGGCUGAGCCGGCGAUCCAGAUCUUCGAGCAGCCCAAGCAGAGGGGAAUGCGUUUCAGGUACAAGUGUGAGGGUCGCUCAGCUGGGAGCAUCCCCGGCGAGAAGAGCUCUGACAACAACAGGACGUACCCCAGUCUGCAGAUCCUCAAUUACUGCGGUAAAGGGAAAGUACGUGUAUAUUUGGUGACGAAGAACGAGCCGUACCGACCGCAUCCACACGACCUGGUGGGGAAGGACUGCAAAGACGGAUUCUACGAGGCCGAGUUUGGCCCAGACCGCAGAGUGAUCGCUUUCCAGAAUCUGGGGAUCCAGUGUGUGAGGAGGAGGGAAGUGAAAGAUGCGAUCGUACAGAGGAUGACCAGAGGGAUCAACCCCUUCAAUGUGCCACGUGAGCAGCUGCUGCAGACAGAGGAGUACGACUUGAACGUGGUUCGCCUGUGCAUCCAGGUUUUCCUGCAGGACGAGAAUGGCCACUUCACCAGACCACUCAACCCCAUCGUCACCAACCCUAUCUACGACAACAGGGCCCCAAACACAGCAGAGCUGAGGAUCUGCCGGGUCAACAAGAACAGUGGCAGUGUCAAGGGAGGCGAUGAGAUCUUCCUACUGUGCGACAAAGUACAGAAAGAUGACAUCGAGGUGCGAUUCUUCUCCUCUGAUGGCUGGGAAGCCAAAGGCUCCUUCUCCCAGGCCGAUGUUCAUCGCCAAGUUGCCAUCGUCUUCAAGACUCCGCCCUACUAUAACACCUCCAUAACAGAGUCGGUCACUGUGCACAUGCAGUUGCGCCGACCUUCCGAUCAGGAAGUCAGCGAACCAAUGGAUUUCAGAUACCUGCCCGAUGACAAAGAUCCAUAUGGCUACAAUGAGAAAAAGCGCAGAAGAGAGCACUUGAUGAAGAUAUCAGGAUUGUCAGGUGGUCCUUUUGUUGGUCUGAUGAACAGGCCAAAGGCAGUGCCACAAAGUACCUUGAGUCACAUGCGGAAAGACCUCAGCAACAUGUACCUGAGGCAACAGCCCACACCUUCAAUGCAGCAACAACCUGCUGUAUUCAAUCAGCCCUACCAACCUGGCUCUCACAAUGUAAUGAUGACAUCACCAGCUCCGAAUGUAUCAGUCAGCCAAUCAUGGACAAAUCCCAACCCAGCACUCUCAAUGGAUACAGUCACCAUAAACCAGUCUGGUGCUAUGAACAAUCUGCCACGUCCUAAUAGAAGCAACCAACAGCAGCCAAACCGUGGACCUGGUUAUCCCAACAAAGUGGAGCACAACACCCUCCCUCAGCUCUCCAUGAGAGACUUACAGUGCUUGGAUACAGCCCCCCAGGCCCCUGCAAUGAGCCAGAUGGAUUCCCAGGCGCCCUUCCACAUGCAGCACCCAAGGGAGGAGCUUGCGUCUGAGACCCGGGCCCAGAACCAUCUAGGCAACCAGAACCAGGGUCUGCAGACUGUGUGGCCCAAUUUCAGUACCACCAGUACAGCUCAGAACACCUUUACUGGAGGUGGAGGGGGGUCACAGGGGCUGGGCUCUUUCUCCUUCCUAGGGGGAAUGGAAGGGGAAGAUUUUCUGAAGGACCUGGUGGGAGGAGGGUCUCAGACUGGCUUCCAGCUGAAGCAGGAGCCCCAGAUCACAGUGGCACAAGAAAGCCAUGCUUCUUUCAUGCAGUCCCCACGGGAAAGCCAAGAAAAUACUUACACCAACUUGCUUCCUCGUCCCGUGAGCAAUUGCAUCAACAUGGAUCCAAUGAGGCAAGACGUUAGUGGCAACACCCAGCCUCUUAAAAAUCUGCAUUACUCUUACCAAAGCAACGGCAUGGCCUCUGAUGGCCACUUUUCAAAUUUGGCUGACUGGGUCAAAUCAACUCGGCAAACCGACUAAAAAGAGUGUUUUUGGUAUCAAUAAAUAAACAGAAGCAGCUCCAAGGAUACAUUGGUCUUGGUUAGCCAUGCAAAGCCAGAAAUUUUCCUUUACCCAUUUUGGCGUAGGAAGGCUCAGUAGACAUUUGCUUGGGUUAUUACAUCAGUGUGCAAACGAGCAAAGUUAUUGUCAGCCAUUUGGAUCUAUAACCAGACAAAGGCAUUGUUUCUAGUUAGUACAGCUGUUUACAGAUUAGUUCCUACUUUCGCAAAGACAUCACAAAGAAUGCUUCCUACACCUGAGUGGCCAACCAUAGCGCUUGAUAAAUUGUUACUGGUCUUUGCUUCCUAUUAUUACUCUGGAAGACACCAUUGUCCUAAAAAUUGUUAAUCAAAUUUGAUUUCUUGGUAAAUUUGAGACAAGAAAUAGAUCACUUUUCCACAUUUCUAUCAAGGGCGCCUUGUCCAAAGCCCUAGUUUGCAACUGGUGUACAGUGAGAUUCUGUUGAGGUUCCUUCCCCAGCGUUUAACCUCUGAACUGUUGGGAUGUUUCACUAGGGGCCAAGUUGCAUUGUCGUUCAAAUCACUUGGCCUUACUCGCUGAUUGACUUGGCUUCCAGCUGCUGGUCCUGUGGACCUCAGUCAACUGAAGCUGAGCUCACAUGAGUUCAGCUGGCUUCUGCAAGGCUAAGAUCUGUAUGUGGAUGAACCAUGCCUUAGGUUGUAAAGAUGACCAACGACAUACUGCUGGUUUCCAAGCCAAAAUUAGAUUUCAGCAGAAGUGAAUGUACUGCUUUCUUUCUUUGUCUUUCUCAGGUGAAGUUGGAUUCACUGUGAACAUACUGUAUAGUUCAAUGUUUUGUUAGAGUGUUUGAUCUUGGAAAAGAAACAGGGGUAAAUGGAUGUUAGGAUUAGAAAUACAACAGAAAAGAAUUAUCUUAUUACAAUGGGUUUACUUUUUAUUGCUUUGUAAAGAAUUCUCACAUAUUGUACUGUUUCAUUGAUUUUUUUAAGCAAAGUAUUUGCUGUUAAAUGCGCUCUGUACAUACAUGUUAGCCAUAGUUGAGAGUGAAAGCAAUAACUGUGCUUAAACCCUCAAGAACUGGCAAGGUACUAAAAUUUCCAUUGAGGAAGUGGUAGGAAGCACAUUGAGUGUUGUCUUUCCUUUGUAAUGACUAUGUCAUAACAGUGAUCACAUGUGUUAGCCAGAGUUCUCAGAGCAUUUUUAUAGAUGUUUUUAUACAUGUCAAUUUUGUCUUUUAUUGUUGUUUCAUUCAUUCAGCUGAGGCUCUUACUGAUAGCGUCAAAGAGUGCCUUGCUUGAGGACAUUGUGACUGGACACAUGGCUGAUAAUGAACAAACACUGGCUCUUGUGUCGGUUUCAAAUUUGUGAGCUAGCAGCAGCCUGCAGGGCCUCCUUUAGCCUAGCUCAUACUAGCAUGUCAUGUUUUACUUGUAUGCAUUCCAGAAGCUUUUUGGUUUGAAAUGAAAGUAAUUAUUUUGAUGACUACUUUGUAAGAUUUACUAUUUUUGGAUUUUUCUACACAAUCAGUUCUUAAUAAACAAGUCUCUUAUUCCA